Molecule: messenger RNA, 890 nt
Organism: Puntigrus tetrazona (Sumatra barb)
Lineage: Eukaryota; Metazoa; Chordata; Actinopteri; Cypriniformes; Cyprinidae
Exons: 4
Coding region: 333-776 (147 amino acids)
Cellular component (GO): extracellular exosome
Source: RefSeq, a predicted model, not a curated record
AUCAUUGCAUACUUACACACUUUAAUGAAGACUAAAUGAGACAUAAACAUGCAAACCGAAAGUUCUCCGGAAGAGAGAUAGAUCUCUUGUUACCUAACAACUAUCUUUCUGUUCAUGAAUGAAUGACCGUAAAGACAAACGACAUUAAAGAUAUUGUCAAACAUUCGUGACCUGGAGGUCAGCCUCAACGAUAGGGGCGUUGCAGUUCGAGGUACAAAGGUAGCUUUCUUAAGAGCAACACCUGCAGGACUCCAGUUACAGAGGAACAAGGAAAUGGAAAAUGAACAACUGAUCGACUCUAGGCGUGCUGUGCACUGACGGCGAUCUCUGCCAUGGGGAGCAGUUUAACCAAAACUAUAAAUAAAUGGGGAAUAAAUCCAAGAAAACUUUCACAAAAACAGUCAAAAAGAAAAGCAGGUCCGCCCGUGGUUCCUUCCCAUCAGCAGGCCCGUGUUGAUGCUCACACGUAUGACCUUGUGUCAGCUGAACCACAGUAUGCUCAGGUGAAUAAGAAGCAGAAGCAGAACGAGGAGGGUUUACACUAUGCAGAGGUUCAAGUCCUGCGGUCCGAAAAUACAACCGGCAGAGGAGAACUGAAACAGACUUCGAACUACAACGGCACAGAGUACGCGACCAUAGACUUUAAAACUACCGCGAAUGCACAGAUGUCGGCUGAACCUGCAGAUUUAUUCAUCCCUCCUGGAGAGCUACAGAGACCAAACAUGAGCUUUUCCCACAGGAAGAAUGUCCAGUCAAAGCGAGGAGUUGUGGCGUGAAUAAUCAUAAUAAAAAAACACACUUCUGUUUAUUUUUGUAUUGCUGUUGCGCCUUUAAACAAGGCACAAUCUGUUCUCGUCACGGAGCAUAAAAGUCAAGUGCCAUAAAGACGA